ACAGCCAUUGUUGUCUGUUUGCUACGUACGCGAAAGUACCGCUUUGGACUUCCGAAAUUUUCUAUCGCAAUUUGGAAGAUCAAGUAUUGAGAGUGUUGAGAGUGUAAUUUUGCACGGAAAUUGUGAAAUAACCCGCUAGAAAAUGUGUGAAAGUAAAAAGUGUUGACGUUCCCAGUAAUUUUAUCGGUGCCUCAACCGAGCUCGUGUAAACAUUUUGGUGGGAAAAGUGUUGACUUUUUGGCGACUGAAUAAAAGCUAUAAACCGCGGAAGAUGGGCAGAAAACGGGUGAAAAAAAGCACCAAAAGGCUUUCUCUGACGAAGAAGUCCAGCUCCGGAGUAGUGACCAAAGUAGCCAAAAUGAAACGCGAGGCGGCUACCGGUGAGAGCAUUGACAUUGAAGAGAUGCUCGAAUCUAGCGUUAUUUUCACUAACGACGGAAGCAUCCGAACGCGAAAUGGACUCAAGAACGGGGAGCAGAUCCAGAGAACGCCUAAACGAAGCCGUACUAAAGCCAGUAAUGUGCCAGCAUCCGAAUCGACUAGUGGAAAGGUCACUGGUGAAAGACCUAUCUUGACUCGUUUGUUGCGAGUUAGGAGUAGGGAUAGUCCAAAGAAGCCAAUUGAAGCCAGCUGCUCCGUAGCCGUAGCGAAUAACGCUAAGCUACAAAUGAUGAUUGUUUUGAAUAAAAUUGAGGAUCCUGUGCAGGAAAUUGCCGUACGUAACGAAAUUCCGCUUGAAAGUGAACUGAACUGCGAUCUCAAGCCUGCAGAUGUAAUUCCUGUAUCGAAACCGGAGAACAGUAGCGAGGUGGGACAGUUUCAACCGCUGCUUUCUUCCACUGCUGUCGAAGAGCGCUUGAAAUCGCCACAGCGAGCGAGAUAUCUGCUAAAGCAACUAGAGAGCUCUCUUAGUCCUAAGUAUAUGGAGUUGACUAAAACUACCGUUGGACAUGCGAUGAGCCGGUACGGUAGGGUACAGAAGCAGAAGGAAAAUAGCGAUUAUAUUCCGCUGGAUCUGGCUAGAUUCAUUACCAAAUCUCCUGCCAAAGCUAGAACGAUCAAGAAAGAUUCGGAAACCGUGCCUCCAAUCGAGCCUAUUGUACCUUCCCCGAUAGGUGAAUCGGAUCAAGCAUCUUUUGAAACUUCUCAACUUGAUGUGAUUAAUAGUAGUAGUUUAACAGAAACACCUAUUGUAUCCCCGGCACAAUUGAGUACCAUUGAAAUCCCAUCCCAGCUACAGAAAGAUUCCGAACCAGAAUGCUGUAAUAGUGACAAAUCCGAUAUAAUUCCAAUCAUUAAUCCAAAUGCAUCUCUCCUGGGGAUUGAUGAAAUCCAGAUUGUCGAUUUGGAUGCCAGCUUCGGUGAAAAUGCAGUCGUAGAAGCCCCGAAUGAAAUCAAAAUCAAAGAGGAACUCGCAAAAUCCCCUGAAAAAUCAUCCGAAGUGGAUAGUGCCGAAGGAUCAUCUCUUGGCUCCACUUUGUCUACCGAGUACCGAACGGGACAACUACUCUGGGGUGCAUUCAAUAACAAGUCAGUGCAUUGGCCGUGCAUCGUUAUUCCCGAUCCGGAGGACGGCCUCAUGAAAAAACUGGCCAACGCCAAGAAAUGGUACCUGGUACACGUGAAUUUCUUUGCCGAUAAUGGUCGUCGAGCUUGGAUCCCCGAGUCCUUGACACUUCCUUUCAGUACGCUUGAAGAAUACAAAGCCCUCGUGGACAGCCAAUUCAAAAUACUACGCUUAAAAGUAAAUCAGUAUCAACGUCAACGCCCAAUGUGGAUCGAAGCAAUUCGGCAAGCAGAGGAAACGCAGAAGCAACCAAUUGAUGCCAGAAAAAAACGUUUUCAGGAAUUGCUGGAGGUAGAUGGUGCAAAAUCGAAGCAACUACUUCGAAAACGAGCCAAGAGCCUUUCGACUGGAUAUCACAGCAACAGCUUUGACGCGUCUUCCGAAUUUGGACGAAAGCGACGCCGAUCUCCAACACCGGAAAGUCCAGCCUACGAAGCACUGCCGACCACAUCGAGAAGUUCCGAAAUCCUUUCCAAACGUAUAAAGCUCGAGUCGGACGAUCGUGAUCUUUUCCGCAGCACCAUUUCUCGCUACUUCCAGUCGAUGACCGAGGGAAGUGAUUUUCUUGAGACAGCCAGUGGGACCAGCAGCGAGAGUGACGAUAUUUCCGAAAUGGUGGAAUUCGAUAAGGAGAUUUACAAUAACUUUCUGACCAUGAGCCGGCUGUAUGUGUUCGAAGGACAAACUGAGACCGAGGUCGACCGCAAGCUUCAAAAGUACGUACAGAAGAUAUGCGCCUUACGCAUGCAUUCCAUAGCAAAUGGGGCGAGAAUUUCGAACCGCUUGCGCUCGCAGGCGCUACGGAAACUAGGCCGGGAACUCGGGAUUGACAAAGCGAAGAAAGAGCCUAACUCACAGGCACCGGUCGAAGCGGCGGCGUCGUCGAUGGCGGCGGUUAAGCCAAAGAAAAGAGUGCAAAAAUCCUUGGAUGACCUGUUCAUGUUCGAUCUGGAGAAGAACUAUCUGAUGAAGGGCGUUGCAAGGGGAUCCGUGUGUACGGUUUGCUCCAAACCGAACGAUCUGGUUAAGUGCUCCAAGUGCUGCAAUCACUACCAUGCAGGUUGCUCGACCGAUCCAUCGGCGGAAGCCUCCUCCACCGAAAGCAAGGCUUUCAUUUGCUUGGAUUGCACUCAGCAGAAAGCUCCCGUAUGCUUCGUCUGUCACGACCAGGAAGAUUCGGUCAAGGAAGACCAAAAAUAUCGCUGCACCGUGGGUGGUUGUGGCAAGCACUACCACGUCCCCUGCCUAAGGUUGUUUCCGCAGCACAAGUUCACCGGAACGUCGCAGUCCAGUACCCUGUUCUGCCCGUACCACACCUGUCAUACGUGCGUAUCGGACGAUCCGCGAACGAAUGCCACAUCCACCAAGGGGCAGCUGGUCCGUUGUAUCAAAUGUCCUUCUUCGUAUCAUACGGAGGCUAAAUGCAUACCAGCUGGUUCGCAAAUCCUCUCCUGGGCAGCCAUGAUCUGCCCAAAACACAACCUGGAACAAAGCUCGCUGAACGUGAACUGGUGUUUCUUGUGCUGCAAGGGAGGCAGUUUGAUAUGCUGUGAAACGUGUCCCACUGCUUUCCACUUGGAUUGCCUCAAAUUCACUCCCCCGGAAGGAAAGUACAUUUGUGAAGAAUGUGAAUCCGGCAGGAUGCCUUUGUACAACGAAAUAGUGUGGGCCAAGUACAGCCACUUUCGAUUCUGGCCCGCCAUGACGGUUCCCCCGCCUAUGGUUCCAGAGAAUCUAAAGCAAUUGCCACAUGAAAAAUGGGAUAUUUGUGUUCGAUUCUUCGGCACGCACGAUCACGUUUGGAUCAACAGGCGAAGAAUCUACCUGUAUCAGGAAGGUGAUUCUGACAUCUCAGAAAAGAAACGAGGGAACAUGGCCAAGCGGUACAACUCAGCACUGCAAGAUGCAAAGUUGGUACACGAAAUGCUGCAGGCAAGGAAAGCAGCGGAACAGCUAACGGAAGUAGGUGAAGGAUCAUUUAAGCCACCUAUGUACGUAAAAAUCAAAAGCAAUCGAUACGUUGCACCGCUGAAGGCGCCUUCACAAGGAAAGGAAGAAGUGGAGGACAACGCAUGCGAGUGCAAACCGACGGACGAUGACCCUUGUGGGCCUGAUUCGAACUGCAUCAAUCGUGCCCUGCUGGUGGAAUGCAAUCCGAAGGUUUGCCCGGCGAAGGACCGCUGCCAGAAUCAGUGUUUCGAGAAGAAACAGUAUCCGGCCUUAGUAGCCAAACGGAUAUCCCAGAAAGGUUGGGGCCUGGUGACCAUGGAGGACAUCCGGCAGGGUCAGUUUGUGAUUGAAUACGUCGGUGAGGUGAUCAACAAUGAAGAACUAGCGCGGAGGUUGCAACACAAAGUGGAGCAGAAGGAUGAAAACUAUUACUUUUUGACGGUGGACUCUGAGCUGACCAUCGAUGCCGGACCUAAGGGAAACCUGGCCAGAUUUAUCAAUCACUCGUGCGAGCCCAAUUGUGAAACAAUGCUCUGGAAGGUGGGAGGUGCACAGGCGGUGGGGCUAUUCGCCAUCAAGGACCUCAAAGCGGGCGACGAAUUAACCUUCAACUACAACUUUGAAAGCAAGGGGGAUAAGAAGAAAAUUUGCCUCUGUAACGCUACCAAAUGUUCCGGAUACAUUGGGCAAAAGUAUCGACCACCGGUCGAGCAAGCUAUCGCUGCGAUCGGCGUAUCCAAAGGACGCAAGGCUGGUAAGAACAGGAAGUCUGCCAAACGGCGACGGCAGAGCAGCUACCCAGCGACGUUGUUCGGAGAUAGCAAAAGGCGGAAAAGCACUGUCGAUAAGACGAAUAAGGUGGCUGGUAGUAUCAAGAGUAUUAAGAGUAAUUCAGUGCAGCAAGUUGAUGCGAUUAAGGUGGAACCUUUGGACGAUGAACCUGAGAACCGUGCCACCACGAUCGCGGACCCAACGAAGGAAAGCAAUGAUGUAGCAAUAAAAGCGAAUCAGUAACUUUUCUCCGCCUCUGACGAACCGUCUCAGGACUAUCCUUUCAUCGCUGGCGGUGCCAACCACCGUUUCUUUACGUACGUACGAGUAUUAGUACUAGAACAAGGAUAUAUGAUGCCUUUAUUUUAUAAACGAUAUAUUUAUUUCCCAUAUAGAGAAAACAUCACACCGGAUCGGAUGAUUAGAUAUUGGAAAUUGAAAUUUUUGUGGAAAACAUUUGUUUUAUUAUGUGUACCUAGCUGUUGAAUUUGUGAAGGAAACUGUUUGUUUUUUUAAGAAGUGUGGGCAAAUGUUCUCGUUAUGGUGUGACACAACAAUAUCACCGCAUAGCCACAACUGGGACACUAGUUUUGCCAGUCGAGUCUAAUAGAUUUCUAAUGCGAAUCGUUAAAUUCAAGUUUAAUAUUUUUAAAGGAAAAAUCCUGUACUGCAAUUCGGAACGCACUAAAUAGUUAGGUACGAGAAUACAAUUGUUGAUGGGAGAAAACAUUUUUCUGGAAGGUGCUGUUAUUAUUCGAUUAAAGCUACGGAGCGUUACCAGAAAUUUGUACUGUUUUAUUGAAUAAUAAAAAUCUAUUAUUUCUAUUUUGAAACGUAAACAAAUUUUAAUGAUAAAACUGCAGAUUCUAACCACCUCUGUGUGCACUCAGGAAACAUUUACAGCACAUAUACAGUAGUAACUCGUUUAAAUCCAGUGAAAGCAAAUUAGUGGCUUAAUUCUUUGUUAGGCAUUUCUUUAAUUGUAAGUGCCACGUGGCUGUAUCAAACAUGUCCGGCAGAUGU
Ochlerotatus camptorhynchus is the source of this 5311-nucleotide messenger RNA. RefSeq names its product Nuclear receptor binding SET domain protein (gene NSD). The transcript has 6 exons. Gene Ontology annotation, cellular component: nucleus. NCBI's taxonomy places the organism in Eukaryota, Metazoa, Arthropoda, Insecta, Diptera, Culicidae. Gene Ontology annotation, molecular function: protein binding; histone methyltransferase activity. The record is from RefSeq and is a predicted model, not a curated record. Bases 272 to 4531 code for a protein of 1419 amino acids.